UUUUGGCUCAAGAUCCAUCUUCUACUCACCCCUCAUCACUCAUACCAAUACCUCUCAUUCCCUAUCCUUUCUACACGUUCCGUGCCGUGCAUAUCAGGGUUGGACAGUGUGUAGUGCUACGAGUGCGAAGCGACGGGAGGCUGGGAAUUCGAAGCAAUGGCCCAUAUUCCGGAGGGCUUCCAGGACGACAAGGGUGAGUGGACCGAGGAGGCGACUGACCGCUUCGUCGGCGCCAAGAACGAAGCUGUGCUGAAGGCUUGGGCAGACGAGAGGCGCAAUGCGUACAACGACGAAAGCUCCGAGAAAGGCCAAGCCCUCAGGGAGAAAUACACCACGGAGGACGAACUGGACGCGCACAUCUUGGAGGUGCAGAAGAGAAAGCGGGACGACCUCAUAGGCCCAAACGUCAAGUGUCCCAGGGUUUUCUUCGACAUGAAAAUGGAUGACGAAGACGCUGGACGGAUCAUCAUGAUGCUCCGAGGCGACGUCGUGCCCAAGACUGCGGAGAACUUCCGGCAGUUAUGCACGCACGAGAAAGACUUCGGAUACAAGGGCUCUUCGUUCCACCGCGUCGUCCAGGGUUACGCGUGCCAGGGUGGAGACUUCACGAACCACGACGGCACUGGCGGAAAGUCGAUCUACGGACCGAGAUUCGCUGAUGAAAAUCCAAUUUUCAACUAGACCACUCGGGUGAAGGAAGCCUCUCCAUGGCCAGUUCAGGCCCCAACACUAACGGCUCCCAGUUUUUCAUCACCACCACAAAGACUCGCCAUUUGGACGGCAAGCACGUCGUGUUCGGCAAGGUCAUCGGGGGCACUAUGACCGUGGUGAGAAAGAUCGAGGCGGUCGGGUCCGACGGCGGCGAGACUUCGAAGAAGGUGGUGAUCGAGAGCUGUGGGGAGCUCGCGCUCGCGGAUUGGCCGUGAGCGGCGCCCCUUCGGUGGCACCAGAACCUCCACGCCCCCAUCGCGUCUAUCAGCGUGCACCUCCCCCGUUACUCAUCCACCUCCUCCUCCACCUGUUUUGCUCCUGCUCCUUUUCCUCCCUGCCCAGCAGCUGAGCAUGUCGCAGCGUUGGUAGCUGUAGCAUACGCGCCGCUAGUAACAGAAAUCGAGGCAGACUAUAAGGGAGCGGUCGGCUUGCACUCCCAGCCUCGAGACACCCUCCUGCAUAGGAAGUCGCUUUACGCAGGCAUUAAAAUGCGUACAGUUGGACUCUCUGCUAAUGGUGUUUCCUGGUUUAAGGUGGCUGUGUACACUUCGCAAGGUCACCUGACUCCCAUCCUGGUCCUGAUGGGGGGCCCUCGAGAGGGCGCGCCCCUGCGCGUAUGACGAACGUAAAGCACUGCAGCGCACGGA
Prorocentrum cordatum is the source of this 1358-nucleotide messenger RNA. Lineage: Eukaryota; Dinophyceae; Prorocentrales; Prorocentraceae. The record is from the annotation of a GenBank genome assembly.